UAUUGCUUAUAAGUCCAGUAACUACUUAUCAGUUAAACCUAGGGCUGGGAUUUGUAUGUAAAUACAUAUUUUUACUAAAUCAUAAUAAAUUAUUUAUUGCAAAUGAUAGAUUCGUUUCACAUGUUUUGCAAUACAAAAGAUAAAAAAUAAAUAUUUUAUUUUAUAUAAUUUUACAUAUUUUUUCAUAAUUUGUAAAAUGUCUGCUUUAAUUUUACAUAUUUCGUACAUUUUGACAAUUUUGGUGGUUUAGUAGUAGUAGUACUGUAGUAGUAUUGAUUAGAAAUUAAAAACAAUAAAUUGCAUUAUUCAAAAAUGAUUUAGAAUUGUAUUUUAAUUUAACACGUUAACAUAUUUUUAAAUUUUUCUUAUUACAUAUUUUUUAUUUUAUACUACAGAUUUUGGCAAUUUUAAUUACAUAUAAAUGUACUUAAUUUUGGUUUUUUAUUACAUAUAAAUCCUAGCACUAAUUAUAACUUAUGUGUCUGAAAUAAAAAAUACCUAACUAUUGUUUAUAUUAUGCAAAAUGCAUUAAAUUGAAUUUGCUCCCGUCUCUGUUUUCUUUUAAAUAUACUACCUACCUAUUUUAACUUUUAUACAAUAAGAUAUUGAAUCAUAAAAAUAUAUUAGGUAAUUAUGUAUCAACAAUAAAAUUAUUAGGUAUAAAUAAAUAAUUUUCAAUUAUUGAUUAUUUUCAGCUGUUUUCUGGUAAAUAAUAUUUAUUUUAUAAAUUAAUUUUUAAUUGUUCAUUUUAUUUGUCAUGCUUUGUACUAAGAUACUAAAUUACUGUUGUUUUAUUAAUGAAGAAUCUGCUAGCCCAGAGAAUGAUGGAUCAAAGUUACAGUGUGUUUCGAUAACUGAUUCUACCCAGCUGCAAUGUCCUGGUAAAUAAUAUUUAUUUUAUAAAUUCAUUUUUAAUUGUUUAUUUUAUUUGUCAUUAUGUUAUACUAAAAUACUGAAUUGCUGUUGUUUUAUUAAUGAAGAAUCUGUAAGCCUAGAGAAUGAUGGGUCAAACUUAGAGUGUGUUUCGAUAACUGAUUCUACUCAGCGGCAAUGUCCUGGUAAAUAAUAUUUAUUUAAUUAAAAAUCCUUCCUUAGGAAAGGAUCAACUAAUUUUCUGUAACAUUUGUGUAAUUUGUGAUGUUUGUAUUUUUUAUUAAUGUAAAUAUAAUAAAAUGUAAAUGCUGUUUUUCCAGAUUACUCAAUUGAAGAUUUGAAUUUUAAUAAAAAUAUGAACAUUGACUUCCUUGAAUCAAAAAAGUAUGCAAAUGAUCCAGCUUUAAUCCCUCAAUAAGUGCAAAGUUCAUUAUUAAAUUAUCUUGUUGACUUAGGACCUUGCCAGCCAUUACCUAAUGAAUUAAUUGGUAAUUCAUUUCCUGUUAAAAAAGACUCUAUAGGUAGAAGCCGGUCUUUCCAUGAAACAUAUUACUAUAUUAAAGGAACUGUAAAUCAAUUACCAGCAAAACGAUUGUGGCUUUCCUACUCUCCUUCUUCUGACCAAAUAUAUUGUAUUUCUUGCAAGUUAUUUGGAUUUACUAAAGCCAAAAAAUCAGUCAUGGCCAAUGGAUCAAAUGAUUGGACAAACCUCAAUAGAAAUAUAAAGAAUCACGAAUGCAGCACUGAACAUUUGGAAUCUGAAAUUAGUCGGGGAUUGUACCAAAAAAUUAUAGAAUUGAUUUGCAUAUAAUGGAAAAUGCAAAUAGAAAUAUAGCCGAAAAUCGAGAAGUUCUUCGUGUCAUCAUUGAAAUUAUAAUAUUUACAGCACGUCAGAAUAUAGCCCUGAGAGGACAUGUUGACUUCAAAAAAUAGAGGUAAAUUUUUAGAAUUAGUAGAGCUUCUUAGUCACCAUGAUGCUGUUUUAAAAAUACACUUAGAUAAAUUGAAAAAAAAAACUAAAUAGACUUACUUUUUUAUCUCAAAUAAGUCAAAAUAAAAUUCUUAAAAUAUUGGGAGGAUUAGUAAGAUCCUCAAUCUCAACUAAAAUUAAAAAAGCUGGAUUGUUAUCAGUAAUUAUUGACACAACCACUGAUGUUGCUAAUAUUGAGCAGUUUUCAUUUAUAAUAAGAUUUGUCAAUAUUUAUGGUGAUAUUGAAGAAAGGCUUGUAGCAUUAGAGGCUGCAGCUGACGGGACUGGAAAAGGAUUGUAUGAAAAAUUUUGUGAAAUAACAGAGAAGCAUAACAUUGAUUGGAAGAAAAACUUAUGUGCGCAGGCGUACGAUGGCGCUGCAGCAAUGCAAGGUACCUAUUCAGGGUUAAGGACAUAUAUUCAACGUAAAAAAUCAAGGGCUAUUUAUGUAUGGUGCUUCGCACACUUAUUAAAUCUGGUUGUGGUUGAUACAUAUGACUCUUGUACAGGUACAAAAAAUUUUUUUGGUCACUUGCAAUCAAUUAUUGAAUUUAUGAGGGCAAGAAAAAGGACUGCUGUGUUUAUUGAAUGUCAACAUGAUUUAUAUCCAGAAGAACGGAUUCGUCGUAUCAAAAGUUUUUUUAAUACGAGAUGGACAUCUCAUGAUGUAUCAUCAACGUAAUUACUGUUGUAUACAAAAGAUUUAAAGCAUUAUUAAAAUCACUAAAUAUUUUGGAAUCAUUCAAUGAUAGAGUAACGUCUUCAAAUGCAAGUAUAUUUAAAAGUAUUUGUUCAACAUUUAGUUUUGUUGUAACAUUAAUUUUUAUGAAAAAGGUUUUUUCGGUCACAACACCACUAUUUACAGUCAAAAUCACUAGACUUUAUUGAGGCAUUAAGACUUGUGAAUAACGCAAAAGAAAAUGUAUUAUCUAUGCGUUCUGACAUCAAAUAUGAGAAAAUUAUAGAUGAAGCCAAACAAUUUUGUGAAGAACAUGAUCAGCCUGAAAAGGACUUUAAAAUUAUUAGAUUAAAAAAACGGAAGAGGCAAAUUGAUGAAAAUGCUGAAAAAGAAAAUUUAAAUUCACCAUUUGAAAAGUAUAAAAUUAACACAUAUUUUAUGGCUUUAGAUAAAAUAACAACAUCGUUUAUAUCACGGUUCAGUGGUGCUCAAGAUAUUUUAAAAGACUUAGCUUUACUUUCACCUGAGCGUUUAAUUGAAUUUGGCAAAGAUCCCGAGCAAGAGUUACCAAAAAACUGCUUUAAUUAUGUUGCAGAAUGGAUCGAGGGUAUAUCAUUAGAAAAUUUAAAAAAUGAGUACAAAGUAUUUAGUACUAGUGUAGUACCUUUGCAUGAUGGAAAUAAAUUUCCGGCUAAUCUUCACGACACAAGCAUUAUCAAUGAAAAAACCACAGAAUCAAAAUCAGAAACCUUACAAACCAGUGAAUCUGAAAUUGAUCAUGAUGAAACUGAAUCAAUAUGUUACAAAAAUACUAUUACAGUAUCUAGUAUCCUACAUGUUUUAACAAGUUUUGAUUUAGUGUCUGCGUUCCCAAACUUAUAUUUGGCUUACAAAGCAUUAGGAACAGUACCAGCAUCUUCAGCGUCGGCUGAGCGAAGCUUUUCUAAGGUAUAUUAUUAAUUUCAUAAUAUUUUAUAAUAAUAAUGUUUAUUGUAAAUUGUAAUAACUAGGGAACGAAUUUGAAUGUAGAUUGCAAUUUUUUCUGAAUGUCCGAAAACAUUGCUAUACAAGCACAAAGUUAAUUUCAUACAUCAAGGAAUUAAAAAAUGUAUCUUUAAUUGUGCAUUUUUAAGACUUACUUUUUAGAGCAUUUUUUACUUUUUUAUUUAUUUAAGUCAUUUUUAUAUAAGAAUAGAUAACAUUUGAUAACAAUUUAAUUAAAAUUCAUUCUAAAAGAAUAAAAUAAAAUAUUAUUUAUUUUUUCUCGUCGUACUUCUAUUUUAUACGA
Metopolophium dirhodum (rose-grain aphid) is the source of this 3810-nucleotide messenger RNA. RefSeq lists its product as uncharacterized. NCBI's taxonomy places the organism in Eukaryota, Metazoa, Arthropoda, Insecta, Hemiptera, Aphididae. The coding region runs from base 2775 to 3482 and encodes 235 amino acids. The record is from RefSeq and is a predicted model, not a curated record. Gene Ontology annotation, molecular function: protein dimerization activity. The transcript has a single exon.